AUAACAGAAGUCCGAAGCCUGUGUGCAUUAUUUGUGCCAGAACACGCAGAGAGCGAAGGAGGAUAACAAAGAAACCUUAACAGUGACAGCACAAGUGCUCGCACUUAUGGCUCUCUUUUUUAGAAACAACCGUAUUUGUUUGUUUGCAAUUACUUUUAAGGAUCUUUAACCCUUACUUUUAAAUUUGAUGUUUGGCAGAAAGUUGGUCUCCUGUGGAUAAGGUGUUGAUGGUCACCAGUCCUUUCCUGCAACCAUUGAUAGUGAUUGUUUAUUGGUGAAGUGCUCUCAUCAGAUACAAUCAUGGUGCUCAUUCUGGAUCGCCGUCUGAAUCAUGAGAACUCUGGUGGUGUGCCGGAACCACCGGCAAUCAAGCGUAAAGUCUUUGAGCUGGAGUCUAAGACCCUGAGCGAUGUGUACAACUUCUCUUCCGGUUCCUCUCACUCUGAGAGUGUCCUUCAGGUCUUCAACGAGUUCCGCGACAGCCGCCUCUUCACGGACGUGAUCAUUAGCGUCCAAGGUCGCGAAUUCCCAUGUCACCGUGCCGUGCUGUCGGCCUGCAGCAGUUACUUCCGUGCCAUGUUCUGCAACGACCACAGAGAGAGCCGUGAGAUGCUUGUGGAGAUCAACGGCAUCCAGGCUGAUGCUAUGGACACAUUCCUGCAGUAUGUUUACACCGGUCGUGCCUGUAUCACCACCCACAACGUCCAGUUCCUCUUCGAGACCUCCAGCCUCUUCCAGAUCAACACACUGCGGGAUGCUUGUGCAAAAUUCCUGGAAGAGCAGCUGGACCCGUGCAACUGCCUCGGGAUCCAGCGUUUUGCAGACGCUCACUCUCUUAAACAGCUAGCCAGUCGCUGCCGUGCUUUCGCCCUGUUGAAUUUUCCAGAAGUUGCUCAGCAUGAGGAGUUUCUAGACCUUCACAAGGAUGAGCUGCAGGAAUACUUGGCCAGCGAUGAGCUGUCCAUUGGCAGGGAGGAGGUGGUGUUUGAGGCGGUGAUGCGUUGGGUCUACCAUGGCGUGGAGUACCGCAGACCCAUGCUGAAAGAUCUACUACAACAUGUCCGACUGCCUCUCCUGCACCCAAACUAUUUUGUACAGACAGUGGAAGGUGAUAAAUUGAUCCAGAAUGCUCCAGAAUGUUACCAGCUGCUGCACGAAGCACGUCGCUAUCACGUACUUGGCAAUGAGAUGAUGUCGCCACGAACCAGACCCCGCAGGUCUACUGGUUUCUCUGAAGUCAUUGUGGUGGUGGGAGGCUGUGAGCGAAUGGGGGGUUUUAAUCUGCCGUACACAGAAUGCUACGACCCUGUGACGGGAGAGUGGACAUCUCUUGCUAAACACCCCGAGUACACAAAGUCUGAGUAUGCAGUGUGUGCCCUCCGCAAUGAUAUCAUUGUGUCAGGUGGCCGCAUCAACAGCAGUUAUGUCUGGAUGUAUAACUCUCAGCUCAACAUCUGGAUCAGAGUGGCCUCUCUUAAUAAGGGUCGAUGGAGACACAAGAUGACCGUCCUACUGGGGAAGGUGUAUGCAGUUGGAGGUUAUGAUGGGCAGUCUUGUCUCAGUAAUGUGGAGGUGUACGACUCAUUCUCCAACCGCUGGACUGAGGUGGCCCCCAUGAAAGAAGCCGUCUCCUGCCCGGCGGUCACCAGCUGUGCGGGAAAGCUUUUCGUCAUUGGAGGAGAACCCUAUGAAAACAGCUGCUCCAAUAAUGUCCAGUGUUAUGACCCAGAGUCAGACAGCUGGCAGCUGAAGGCAUGCAUUCCUUUCACCAAACCCAAUAUCUCUGCCGUUUCUCUCAAUCACCUCAUCUACGUAUGCGGUGGCCUCACCAAGUCCAUCUACUGCUACGAUCCUUCACAGGACCACUGGAUGCACGUGGGCCACACCUUCAGCAGACAGGAGAGUUGCGGUAUGUCCAUUUGUAAUGGAAAGAUCUACAUGCUGGGUGGACGGGGAGAAAACGGCGAAACCUCUGACAAUGUUGUGUGCUACGACCCGGCCUCUGGCAUCAUCACAUGCACGGCUGCAAUGCCUCGUCCCAUCUCCUACCAUGGCUGUGUUACCAUACACCGUUUCAGCGAAAAACAACACAAACCCUGAAAGCAUCUGCAAACACCCAUCUAGACUGUCCCAAACAUGGAGCUGUAGACUCUUACAUGCACAUCAACUUUGCAUCACUUAUAUUGAGUGCACUGAUAUUUUUUCUAUAACUUACGCAGUUAACAUGUAUACAUCUACAUGCACUGUAGGCGUAGAUCUUUGUUUAACUGUUACAGUUGAUUUCAUCAUCAUGCCACUGCCACAGCUGUUGUUAUCUGUUAGGAAACAGUCAAUAGACUUUUUUUCUGAAACAAGGAAGUAUAUAAAACAUUACCUUCCUCAUAAGUGAAAUACAUUCAGAGAAUGAGUCAGAUCUGAGGGAGUAAUCACCUUUGAUAUCCUGUAUUGACUCAAAAAAUGCACACUAUUUUUCUUUCUUUCUUUUUUAAGAUUUGUUUUGUAAUCGUCCCCCCCACACACACGUUUUUUUUUUUUAUUUUGAAAUAUGCAUUUGUUUAUGCUUUUAACUUUUUAUUUCUUUUUUAUUUUGUAGCAUUAUUCUUGAAUUUUGACAAUGUUUGUAAAGUCUGCAGACAGAAACUUAUUUUAGGUUCAGGCUUGGGGUGAUUUUAAUGUGCUUUUUACAUCAUAUUAUGCUUCUAGGCUUAUUAACUGAAAGAAAGCACUUAAAUACUACAUCGGACAUGCUGUAUGAGGUUUUCAUGAGGAGGUUUUUGCAUUCGAAGCAUUUGAAAACCUAAGGCUGGAAACCGCACACCUCAGUGAUGGACAGCUCUGAUUUUGGUAAAUGAAUUGUCACGUCAGGUUCUUAUAGGUUCUUGAAGAACCGUACAGCUGUGAAACUGUGAAAAUCUGUAUUUUAGAAUCUCCUUAUCAUUAGUGUGACAACCAGGACGUGCCUUUCUGAUCUUUUUUUUUUUUUUUUUUUUUUUUUUAUCAGAGCCCCAAUCAUGCACUUGUAUGUAUUAGUGUUAGUAAUAUAUGGCAAUGUAAAUACAUUCUACUCAUUUAAUGUUAUGUGUGUUAUUUUAUGUUGUGGUUUGUAAACAAUCUCACAGCUGUAGAUAGCAUCUGAAUUUUUGAGUUGGACUGCCAGAAAUUCUCAUGUUUGCGUGUAUGGUUGUGCGUGUUCAAAUUAACCUGGAACUGUUUUUGUCUAUAGCAGUAAGAUAACUUCAGUCUCUACUCUAGUACUUAUCAGUACGGGAAGCGGACAUUUACAUGUCAAAAUAAUUUGUGGAAUUCAUCUGACUAUGUCAGGCAGGAUGCUGGCAGCUAGUUUACCCAAAGCACUGCGUCUCCUGCAUUUCUGCCUGCAAUGACAAAAAUAUAAGUGUGUCUGUACAUACUUAUUUAUAUGUUUUCAUAUACAUAAUGUUGAUUUUGUCCUUCAAUCAUUUUUAUUAUUACCAGCUAUACUGGUCUAUACUUUUUGUAAAUGUUAUUUUGCCAACAUACUGUAUGUUCCAUUAUGCUAUUUUUUUUUAAAAAAAAUAUCUGACAGUUUUUCAAACCCAGCUUUAUAUUGUUUGUCUGGGUUAGAUGUGGUGUUUUGUAGGAUUGUAUGGACACAGUUGAUCCAAGCUUUGAGUUGGUUUUCAGCUCAUUCAGAAGUAUAACCUGGUAUUUUUGUGGCAGUAGAAAAUCCUAAAAAUGCAGUUUUGAACCAUUUCAUUUCAGUGGAAUGAAACCGUAGCUGUAAUUGUGCCUGAGUCCAAAGCAUAAGAAAUAUUGGACAUGUUUCAAAUAUAACAAUAAUAAUAUACCAUACUUUGUAAAACUGCAAAAGUGCCUCAAUAAAAAAAGUUCAUUUGCAA
This is a messenger RNA of Cyprinus carpio (common carp), 3878 nucleotides long. RefSeq names its product kelch like family member 24a (gene klhl24a). The record is from RefSeq and is a predicted model, not a curated record. Gene Ontology annotation, molecular function: protein binding. NCBI's taxonomy places the organism in Eukaryota, Metazoa, Chordata, Actinopteri, Cypriniformes, Cyprinidae.